This is a messenger RNA of Syngnathoides biaculeatus (alligator pipefish), 1532 nucleotides long. RefSeq names its product retinal outer segment membrane protein 1a (gene rom1a). Gene Ontology annotation, cellular component: membrane. The record is from RefSeq and is a predicted model, not a curated record. The transcript is spliced from 4 exons. Gene Ontology annotation, biological process: visual perception. Bases 1 to 1044 code for a protein of 347 amino acids. NCBI's taxonomy places the organism in Eukaryota, Metazoa, Chordata, Actinopteri, Syngnathiformes, Syngnathidae.
AUGGUGGUGAUGAAGAUGAAGUUCCCGUUCCAGAAAAGGGUGAAGCUGGCCCAGGGACUCUGGCUCCUGUCCUGGUGCGCCACGGUCGCCGGGGCCGUCACCUUCACCCUCGGGUGCGUCCUCAAGACGGAACUCCGCAGGAGGGCUGAGGUAAUGGACAACGCCGACGUCCACGUGGUGCCCAACACGCUGAUGGUCGUGGGUCUGGCCUCGCUGGGCAUCAACUACUUUGCGUCCAAGAUCUGCCAGGACGCCCUGGACGCCGGGCGAUUUCCUCGCUGGAAGACCUUUUUGAAGCCCUACUUUGCCGUCUCGUGUUUUUUCACCGUCCUCAUGCUGCUGGCGGUGGUCAUGAGCUACGCCAUGAAGGGCAGCCUGGAGUCUUCCCUCAAGGCCGGCCUGAGGAACGGCAUCCGCUUCUACAAAGACACGGACACCCCGGGCCGCUGCUUCCAGAAGCAGAACAUCGACCGCUUGCAGAUGGACUUCCAGUGCUGCGGCAACAACGACCACCGGGACUGGUUUGAGGUGCAGUGGAUCAGCAAUCGCUACCUGGAUUUCAACUCCAAGGAAGUGAAAGACCGCGUCAAGAGCAACGUGGACGGGCGUUACUUGGUCGACGGGGUCCCGUUCAGUUGCUGCAAUCCCAGUUCUCCUCGGCCGUGCAUCCAGUACCACCUCACCAACAACUCGGCUCAUUAUAAUUACGAGUACGACGCCGAGGAGCUCAACGUCUACCUGCGGGGCUGCAGGGAGGCCCUGCUCAACUACUACAUGGGCCUGAUGAACACCAUCGGCGCCGGAGUACUGUCCGUCUUCCUCUUGCAGGGUUCCGUGCUGGUGAGUUUGCGCUUCCUGCAGACCUCCGUGGACGCCGUGGCGGGGCAGGAGAACGCCGAGGUGGAGACGGAAGGAUACCUGCUGGAGAAAGGAGUGAAAGACACCUUCGUGGAGUACUUUGACCCAGUCCUCAAGUUCCUGCUGCUGAAAAACCAGGUCCAGGAGGGCCCGCCCGCAGACACGCCAGCCCCGCCGUCCACCUAAACUCGUGCACGUCAAAGAUUCUCAGACAAAUGAAAUUGGAUAAGUUCCCUCACUUGCACCUAGCUUGAUGUUGAUUCCGAGGGAAGGAAGGGAGGGUAGCGCGAGGAUUCAAAAUGGAAGGUCCUACUGUGGAGUGGGCUCUUUGAUUCCCGCUUUGACCUUUGCAUUUGUCAUUCCUUUUUAUUGGAAACUUUUUCUUUUUCAACUUCAACAAAAAAAAAAAAAAAAAAGUCACCGUGGAUUGGAUUGAGAAGGCCGAUUAAAGCCGUUAAGUGCGUCCUCUGCCCUGACACCUGCUAAUCUCAUUUGUUAAUGCUAAAGCUGCUGCCCUUGCACUCUCAUAUUUCACAACUGCAUUACGUAGCUCAGUGUUCUGUGGUCGUUUUAUAACGCCGUAAAUAAAAGUAAUUCAGUCAUCAUGAAACGCAUCAGAUUGAUUUUUUUUUUUUUUUUGCAUUGGGAGAUGUGUGAAUGCGUGCAUACCCUCG